Messenger RNA from Spea bombifrons (plains spadefoot toad), 2062 nucleotides. Its product is annotated as peroxynitrite isomerase THAP4-like. Bases 205 to 1845 code for a protein of 546 amino acids. The transcript is spliced from 9 exons. The record is from RefSeq and is a predicted model, not a curated record. NCBI's taxonomy places the organism in Eukaryota, Metazoa, Chordata, Amphibia, Anura, Pelobatidae.
UAGGGGUGUCUUUUGAGUUGCCUGAUUGUUGCAAGAGUACUGGGCCGCGAAGCUGCCCAAGCGUUGCCUGAUAAACAGGAGUAUAUGGAAACUGUGAGAGGCCGUGUUUGUAUGAUCGUGAUGAAGACCCCAACCUGCACUUUAAUCUGCAUAAGGAGCGUCACGCACUGCGCAUCGGACUGAAUACUGCCUCACGAGAGGAACAUGCCAAUGACAUGUGCAGCGUAUGGAUGCAAUAACCAUUUUUCCAAGGGAUGUGGAAAACAAUUUUUCAGGUUUCCUAUGAAAGAUCCAGAGCGGCUUUCCAAAUGGGUUGCAGCAAUGAGGCGGAAAAACUGGAAACCUUCAGUCUCCAGCCGGAUCUGCAGUGAUCACUUUACAGACAAGGACUACAUGCUACGUCCAGGAGCCAUGAUUCCCCGAUUACGCCUGGACGCUGUACCUUCUGUCUUUGAUGGGUGGUCCACACAUUUAAAGGAGCGGGUUAAAAGGAAAAAAAACACAAAGAAAUUAAAGAAUGAAGCAGUAGAUGCCAGUGAUAUGGAGAUUCUGGAUAAAGAGCAGACAAAGCAGAACAACGAUGCCCAUUACAGGCCGCCGGAUGACAGUGCAGCACCGGAGAGUCUGAGCUCUGCUGUGACAAUUGGAGUCUGCACACAAGAUCUACAGGAGGAAGAGCAAACUGGAGCGAGUGACACAGGGAAUGAAUAUUGUCCUGAGAAGAAAGACGUGCAGUUGACCUGUUCAGUGCCGGGUUGCAGUAACCAAUUUUUCAAAACUAAAGGGAAACGCUUUUUCAGGUUUCCUAUGAAAGAUCCAGAGCGGCUUUCCAAAUGGGUUGCUGCAAUGAAAACGAAAAACUGGAAUCCUUCAGUCUCCAGUAGAAUCUGCAGCGAUCACUUUACAGACAAGGAUUACGUGCCACGCCCAGGAGCCAUAAUACCCCGAUUACAUCUGGCCGCUGUACCUUCUGUCUUUGAUGGGUGUUCCAAACAUUUAAAAGAUCAUGUUACAAAGAAAAAAAUUACUAAGAAAAAAAAGAAUGCCGCACCCGUAGAAGAGGCCAAUGAUACAGAGAUUCAGGAUAAAGAUCAGUCACUGCCUGGUCAGACAGAUCAAAGAGAGAUGAGCGCCCCCUGCAGGCAUUCUGGUGAUAGCACAGCAGCUCAAGACUCCUCUGAUGCACCUGCAGUUUCAGGGACAGAAUUACAAAGAAAAACUGAAAUAAGAGUGAAAAGUCAAGAGAUCAACUGUUUCCCAGAGAACAAGAGAUUUUCAGUAAUGUGUGCAGUGAAGGGCUGCAAAAAUAUAUUCUACAAAGGAAGUGACAAGCAUUUUUUCAGGUUUCCGAGGAACAACCCGGAACUGUGCACCAAAUGGGUAGUGGCGAUCCACCGUAGAGACUGGACACCUUUGGUGAGAAGCAGAAUCUGUAUCGAUCAUUUUACAUGCAAGGACUACACCCUGCAGCCAGGAGCAUUGACUCCGCAACUCCACCCGCACGCUGUGCCAUCAGUUUUUCAUGUAAAAAGCAGGAGUAGGAAUUCCAUCCUGAAGGCAGCUUGCGAAGAUCCAGGACCAUUGAAGGAGAAGGUGCACGAGAACAAGGAAGUGCUCAGAUUUGCUGACCACACAUACUCUGCAGCAUAUCAUGUGAUUAAAAACCCCACUCCUUGCUCAAUUUCUUCUACUGUUAUUCUGAGGAAAAGAAUCAAAACUUUACAAAGACGCGUACAAAGACAGAGGCACAAAAUCAAAAACCUGUCUGAGAUAAUUGAACAGUUAAGGAACAGCAAUAUGGAUGAUAACGGGACCUGCCAACUGACGUUGUCAGUCGUGCAGUAAAAGUAAGGAAUACUUUGUGUAGUUUUGUUUACAAAAAAGAACAAAAAAAAAAAGUUUUCUGCUAAUGUUAUUUAUUUUUUUAAUUGUCUUUAUCACAAAAAAUACAAUGUGGCCAACAAAAAGAGCAAUUACAUAAAUUACCAUAAUGACUGUUAAAGAGGAGCUCCCACCAAAUCUGUUUAUUAGUAGCAUCAGAUUAAAAAUAGCAUUUUCAAAA